CGGAAGUAGGAAGUACGGAGGGAGAGGGACAGGGGCCUGGCCGGGCUGCGCGGAGGGUACCGCGCUCCUCCUCCUGUCGCGGGAGGCUUCCAGAGGCCGUACCUUCCAGAGGCUCCUCCCCUCCCCGCCCCCUAUCCCAGAGCCGACCCCGGCUGCCUUGUUCUCCGCCUGCCGAGAUGGCACUCGACCCCGCAGAGCAGCAUCUUAGACAUGUCGAAAAAGAUGUUUUGAUCCCUAAAAUAAUGAGAGAAAAGGCCAGAGAGAGGUGUUCUGAACAAGUUCAAGAUUUUACCAAAUGUUGCAAGAACUCUGGACUCCUUAUGGUAGUAAAAUGCCGAAAAGAAAAUUCUGCAUUGAAAGAAUGUCUAACUGCUUACUAUAAUGAUCCAGCCUUUUAUGAAGAAUGCAAAAUGGAAUACUUGAAGGAAAGGGAAGAAUUCAGAAAAACUGGAAUUCCUACCAAGAAAAGGCUACAGAAGCUUCCCACGAGCAUGUAAGCAAAAAUUCCAGUGAUACUCAGGAACUCUAAUAUUUAUAGAAGUCAUUCAUAGUAUAAAUCAACGGAAAUAAAUAAAACCACUUAAAUAAAUAAAUCAAUCAGCACUCAAGAAUGUGUGUUCACUUCAUCCUAAUUAUGGAAUAUUAAUUUUACCUGAAAUAAACAUUUUUUUAUUUCAAA
Messenger RNA from Lemur catta (Ring-tailed lemur), 679 nucleotides. It is a transcript of the gene CMC1, whose product is annotated as C-X9-C motif containing 1. The record is from RefSeq and is a predicted model, not a curated record. The transcript is spliced from 4 exons. The coding region runs from base 177 to 497 and encodes 106 amino acids. Gene Ontology annotation, cellular component: mitochondrion. Lineage: Eukaryota; Metazoa; Chordata; Mammalia; Primates; Lemuridae.